This is a messenger RNA of Branchiostoma belcheri (Belcher's lancelet), 2806 nucleotides long. Its product is annotated as protein-glutamine gamma-glutamyltransferase K-like. Bases 178 to 2397 code for a protein of 739 amino acids. Gene Ontology annotation, biological process: peptide cross-linking. The record is from RefSeq and is a predicted model, not a curated record. Lineage: Eukaryota; Metazoa; Chordata; Leptocardii; Amphioxiformes; Branchiostomatidae. Gene Ontology annotation, molecular function: protein-glutamine gamma-glutamyltransferase activity. The transcript has 15 exons.
AGGACGCCGUCGACCAGAUUCUUACUCAGUUGGUCUUAAGUGAGGACGCAGAAUUCGCAAGACAAAACGCAGUAUUCUUGAACGUCCACCCCAAAACAACCCUCACUGAGUUCACGUAGAGCGACCGCGACUUGUUUUCCUCCUUGGCUCAGACACCGUGACAAGAUCCCAGCCGCCAUGGGGAAGUGCGUAUCCAAGAACCGGGGAGAGAAGGAACUGCAGCCGAUAGAUGUCGAGCCCGUGGCGAACGCCAGAACCGUGCGGUCAGUCGGUAACGGGCCCGGCCCUCGCAGGCUCACACUUCUGGCAGAGGACCUCGACCGCUGUCUGCAGGUGUCUGACGUGUAUUUCCGGCUGUCGCACAACCGUCGCGCUCACCACACGGAGGAGUACGAGAGUUUCCAGCUCAUCGUGCGGCGUGGGGAACCCUUCCAGCUCUGCCUCGCGUUCGACAAGCCAUACACCGAGGAAAACUCGCAACUCACGUUGGAGUUCCACACAGGUGACGCCCCAAAGAUCAGUGACGGCACGUUGGCCCGGGUCCCGGUGGACAGUCCCCUGGGCGGUACGUCAUGGGGGGCAAAGGUCACGGACAAGGGGCUGAAGACCGUCGACCUGUUAGUCCAGGCACCGCCCAACGCUAUCGUCGGAAAGUACAGCAUAGUUGUAGAGACGAUACUAGACGGACACAAGUAUCGGACGGAAAAGGACCCGUACUCACACAUCUACAUGCUCUUCAACCCAUGGUGCAAGGAUGAUUCUGUGUACCUGAACGACGAGGAACAGCUGCAGGAAUACAUCAUGAACGAGUCCGGAAUCAUCUACGUCGGUAACAAGAGACAAGUCAUGGAGAGGCCCUGGAACUUCGGACAGUUUGAGAUGCCAGUUCUGGACGCCUCGCUUGAGUUGUUGGACAAAGCCAAGUUUCCACACAGGGCACGGUGGGACCCAGUAAGGAUCGUCAGAGUCGUCUCCAAAAUGGUGAACAGUCAGGACGAGGACGGGGUGUUGGUCGGGAACUGGUCGGGGGAGUACGAGGACGGCAUCCGCCCGAGCGCCUGGAACGGUAGCGUGGAGAUCCUGCAGCAGUACUACGACAAGAAGGAGCCCGUCUGCUUCGGGCAGUGCUGGGUCUUCUCAGGAGUUACCACUUCAGUCCUCCGCAGCCUGGGCAUCCCGGCCCGCAGUGUGACGAACUUCGCCUCGGCGCACGACACGGACGGGAACCUGGUGGUCGACAUCCACUACGACGAGGAGUUCACACCCAUCGACUACCUCAACACGGACUCAACCUGGAACUUCCACGUGUGGAACGAGGCGUGGAUGACCAGACCGGACCUGCCUGCUGGGUACGGCGGCUGGCAGGCGUUCGACGCCACGCCUCAGGAGACAAGCGAGGGCCAGUUCCGGUGCGGCCCGGCGUCUGUCCACGCCAUUAAGAACGGCCAUGUUUACUAUGGUUACGACGCCAAGUUCAUCUUCGCAGAGGUCAACGCCGACAGUAUCUCGUGGGUGUGUCCCGAGGACCGGCCCAUGUACCAGGUGUUUCAGCAGAAGAGAGGUAUCGGAGUGAAGAUCAGCACCAAGGCGGUAGGAACGGACGAGAGAGAAGACAUCACGGAACACUACAAGUUCUCCGAGGGGACCGAGGAAGAGCGACUGGCCGUUGAAAAAGCCGUUAGCCACGGCAGCAGACCGCACACGUACGGCGAGAGGCCGGAGAAGGCGGACGUCGAGUUCUCCAUCAACGCUCCCAAAGAGGUCAUCGUAGGUCACGACUUCACGGCCAGCGUCACGCUCCGUAACCAUAGCAACCAGGAGAGGAACGUCAGCAUGUUCCUGACGGCGCAUACCAUGUACUACACGGGGGUGCCUGUCGCACAGUUCCACAAGGAGAAAUUCGUGGUGACGCUACAACCAAAUGGACAAAUGACGCUACACGCACAGAUCGAGCCGGCCCAGUACAUGGCGUAUCUGGUGGACCAGGGCGCCAUCAAGCUCAACCUGCUGGGGCGAGUCAGGGAGAACAAGUGCACGUUCGCCGGGCAGACAGACUUCCGAUUCAGCGUGCCCAGGCUCAACAUUCACAUCCCAGCAAGAGAGAGGUCUGACUUCCCAGUCGGAGAAGAGUUUGUUGUGGAACUGUCUUUCAAGAACCCCCUAGCGGUCAAACUUACUAACACAGAAUUCCACAUCGAAGGACCGGGAAUCCAGAAACCAAAAUGCAUUUCAUACAGAGAUGUUCGACCUCUGGAGGCUGCCAGGACGUUAGUGACCAUGAAGCCUGUCCGGCCGGGAAACAGGAAGAUCAUUGCAAACUUCCAGUCCAAACAACUCCACGACGUACAGGGACACUUGGAAAUACUGGUCACAGAGGAUGAAGUUAUAGAAGAGUGACACACUUGUUCGUAGUCAGAAAUAGUCACAAGUGUAUGUUUCAUUUCUAUUGCUGUAAAAGGACAUUUAAAGAAGUGGGGGGAAGGCUAUACAAGAAAGUAUCUGAUUGUUCUGUUGCAGACAAGUAUUAAGGUUGUUGAAGGGCUGAUAUUUCCACAAACACAAGUCCAUUUUAAAUACCAUACAUAGAGAAUUGUCUUUUUAUGUACUGGAGAAUAAAAUGCAAUCAUUCCUCUUCUGAAACAGGAGGCAUCCAUCCAUAAAGCAGAUUCUUAGAUUUUAUCAGUCACUAGAGGCUACUUUAGUUGUAAGACCUACUGUAUUUCUGUUAAUGUAACUGUCCAUGUAUCAUGAGACAUGUCACCCUCAUAGGCAAUAUAAAUCAUAAUAAACCAUUUGUUUUUCACCU